Molecule: messenger RNA, 825 nt
Organism: Planococcus citri (citrus mealybug)
Lineage: Eukaryota; Metazoa; Arthropoda; Insecta; Hemiptera; Pseudococcidae
Product: cuticle protein CP14.6-like
Exons: 3
Coding region: 156-605 (149 amino acids)
Cellular component (GO): chitin-based extracellular matrix
Molecular function (GO): structural constituent of chitin-based larval cuticle
Source: RefSeq, a predicted model, not a curated record
AUGUACAACACCCUCUUAACUCAUACCAACGGUAUAAUCUACUUAGCUAUUCGCAUUAUAUAAAGACAUUUUGCAACUCAAAAAUUUCAAUUCGUGUUUUCGUGAGUUUUGUGAUUGUUUACUUUACUCUUUGUUUCAUUAAAACAAUAUUCAACAUGCAUAUGAAAAUCGCCAUUAUCUCUGCCUUAAUCGCAGUCGCCGUCGCUGCUCCAGCACAACUCUCAAACUCAGCAUCCAAUAAUUUCAUCCCGAUCGUUGCCUUUGUUCAAGAUCAAAACCCAGACGGUUCCUACUCCUACAAAUACGAAACCGGAAACGGUAUCGCUGUCCAAGCCCAAGCUGCCUUCCCAGUUCAAGGUGAUGGACCAGCUCCAGCUGAACAAGGCUCGUACGCUUACACCGGACCCGAUGGUGUCCAAUAUGCCGUAAGCUACGUUGCUGACAGCAAUGGAUUCCAAGCCCAAGGUGCUCAUUUGCCAACUCCUCCCCCAAUGCCAGAAGAAUUAGCCAGAGCUUUCGCUGCUGCUCCUCAAGAUGAAGGUUUAUACGACGAAAGAGGAUUCCUCAUUGUCCAAAAGAGCAUCGUCCCUGGUAAAGCUCAGUGAAACUAGACUAUCAUCGAUUCAACUCUCAGGUGUAAAUGUUUCCAGAAAAUUCUUCAAAAACAAUAGAAUGUUACCACUUGAUAAAUUAUUGAUUGAUUAAAUCCCACUCUGAAAUAUUGUUAACAUUUUUUAAAUGAACUUGGUUGUAUUUUCAAACACGUGUUGUGUCAAACUACUUAAUUUAUUAAAAUAAAUAAAUAAAUUUUCCAUCAUAAUAUUA